GACUGGGACCCCGCGAGGGGCGGCCACUGGGCCAGCUGCUGCCCCGAGAUGGACCUCUUCGAGGCGAACACGAUGAGCAUGGCGUUCACGGCGCACCCGUGCUCCGCGGUGGGACCCCAGCGAGUCGCCGGCGCGGAUGCUGGCGACGAAGCCACCGGCGACCAUUACAUGGGCGUGUGCGACAAGGACGGGUGCGAUUUCAACCCGUACCGGCUGGGCAACAAGGACUUCUUCGGGCCGGGCGGGUCCGGCGUCGACUCCAAGGCACCCUUCACAGUGGUGACUCAGUUCCUCACCUCCGACGAGACCGACGCGGGGGAGCUGGUGGAGAUCCGGCAGUUCUACGUGCAGGGUGGCAGGGUCAUCGAGAGUCCCAAGCCGAAGGGCCUCGAAGGGGUUCACGGCAACUCCCUGACACCGUCGUUCUGCGAUGCCGAGAAGGAGGCGUUCAAGGCGUGCCGCAAACCCGGGCAAGACAAGGGGCCCUUCAACAAGUUCAGGGACGCGGGUGGCCUCCGAGCCAUGGGCGAGGCGCUCGCCCGUGGGAUGGUGCUCGUCUUCUCCCUGUGGGACGACCCCGCGACCGCCAUGCGGUGGCUGGACUCUGCCGCCGAGGACCUGCCUGACGACGUGCCCGGCGUGCUCCGCGGCCCCUGCUCGAGGAGCGAGGGCGACGCGGCGGUGGUGGAGGAGACCGCUGCCGGCGCCUCAGCCAGGUUCUCCAACAUCAGGUACGGCGCCCUCGGAGCGACCACCCCGGGCGUGGAGACGAGCUCGCGGAGCCCCCCGGAGGAGGCGGCGCCGCCGGGCGCCGGCGCCGAGGGCGCCGGCGAGGCGGUGGGCGGGGACGCCGCGACCCCCGAGCUACCGCCCCACGACUGCGGCGUCGGCGACCGCGCCGCGUGGCCCCCGGAGAAGCAGGAGUGGUGCUGCGCGAACGCGCAGAUCUGCCCCGAGGAACUGCCGCCGCCGCCGCCGGACCAGCCCCACGACUGCGGCCACGGCGACCGCUUCAUGUGGCCCCGGAGGAAGAAGGAGUGGUGCUGCGCGACCUCGCAGAUCGCCUGCCCUGACGAGGUGCCGCUCCACGACUGCGGCCACGGCGACCGCUUCAAGUGGCGCCGGGAGAAGAAGGAGUGGUGCUGCGCGACCUCACAGAUCGCCUGCCCCGAGGAGGUGCCGCUCCACGACUGCGGCCACGGCGACCGCUCCAAGUGGGCCCGGGAGAAGCAGGAGUGGUGCUGCGCGACCUCGCAGAUCGCCUGCCCCGAGGAGCUGGCCCCGCAACCGCCAGUGCGGCUGGCCGCCGACGUGGCGGCCAACCCUGGCAGUCGAGCAGCCGCGCCCCUGGCGGGCGGCGGCGCCAGCGCGCCCUCCGGAACGGCCGGCGCGCUGGCCGCCGUGUUGGCGGCCGCCGUGGCCGCCUCGGCGGCGGCCGCCGCUGCGCUACGAGCGCGCCGCCCCUGGGCGGCAGGCCCGGUGCCAGCGGACGCCCUGCUGCUGCGGACGCCGCAGGAUGGCGAGCGCUCGCCGGAGGAGGGCGGCGAGGAGGCGCUGGGGACGGCCUCCGAGUGA
Prorocentrum cordatum is the source of this 1575-nucleotide messenger RNA. NCBI's taxonomy places the organism in Eukaryota, Dinophyceae, Prorocentrales, Prorocentraceae. The record is from the annotation of a GenBank genome assembly.